Messenger RNA from Meleagris gallopavo (turkey), 358 nucleotides. NCBI's taxonomy places the organism in Eukaryota, Metazoa, Chordata, Aves, Galliformes, Phasianidae. The record is from RefSeq and is a predicted model, not a curated record.
ACAGGCUCAUGAGGCAACUCUUGAGGCGAGGGCCAGCCCAGAGCUGAGUGAUCGCAUGCAGCAGCUGGAGCGGGAGGUAACGAGGUAUCGGGAGGAGUCAAGUAAGGCUCAAGCUGAAGUGGAUCGUCUUCUGGAAAUCUUGAAGGAGAUGGAAAAUGAGAAGAAUGAUAAAGAUAAGAAAAUUGCAGAAUUGGAGAGGCAAGUUAAAGAUCAAAAUAAGAAAGUUGCAAAUCUGAAGCACAAAGAGCAAGUGGAGAAGAAGAAGAGUGCACAAAUGCUGGAGGAGGCCAGGAGACGAGAGGAUAAUCUUAAUGACAGCUCCCAACAGCUUCAGGUAACAUGAGAAUUGGAUAAAAGC